This is a messenger RNA of Suillus paluster, 1667 nucleotides long. RefSeq lists its product as uncharacterized. The transcript is spliced from 10 exons. Bases 181 to 1467 code for a protein of 428 amino acids. Gene Ontology annotation, molecular function: protein binding. The record is from RefSeq and is a predicted model, not a curated record. NCBI's taxonomy places the organism in Eukaryota, Fungi, Basidiomycota, Agaricomycetes, Boletales, Suillaceae. Gene Ontology annotation, cellular component: Cul4-RING E3 ubiquitin ligase complex.
UGGGAGCCUGUGAGAGUCUGCUGAAAAUGGGUGACGGUGGGAAACGUGGAUAAGAGCAUGCGUGUCCUCGGAUCAAAAAUGAUGAACUAGGGUGAUUAGUCUUUUUGUCGCUGGAGAUAAUUACAAGUUGGAGAAAAAUACGAUAGAACAAGGUUGCAAGGAACAAGGUGUAAGUUGACAAUGAAUUUUCGAGAGAUCGAGGUCAAGUUGAACUGGGGUCAAUAUUAUGUAAUGCACUCCCUCCAGGUUGAUCGGCUUCCAAGUAAGUACUGCAUUUCACCGUUUGACAACCACGGGCCCCUCCAUAUGCCUCGAGAGCUACCUGGAUUGUACUGGGAUGAAGAGAAACAACGUUACUUUCCUCUAUCUUCGACUCGGAGGCCCCACAUUGUGCCCCCCAGCACCUCACAUCUACCUACCAAGCCACAAUCAGCACCUCCGAAGGCUACGGGGGACUCCCACAAUGACCCGGGAAAACGGCGUAAAACUCGGUCUCUCUUGCGCGCAAGUGAAGAUGCCAGGUCCAGCCUCCGCACCGCUCAUAAAAAUAAGUUGAUGCACCAGAUUUCAUGCUCCCAAGUCGUGCAGACGUCCCAUGUCACAUCAUCAUCUACGGUAUCACUCACACACAGCGCCAUCACUGCCUUCCAGACUGCAUCCUACAAUAACAGCGUCUACAGUUUUGCAGGGGACACAGGAGGAUGGUUUUAUUCGUCAUUGAUUGAUCGAAGCGAGCCAACCACAGGGUACCACACCUCACAUGGCUGGCGUCCAGAGUUCAGUCUCUCCUCGGAGAUCUCUUCUAUAUGCAUAUCUGGUUCCCGCUGCAUUGCAACCUCUUUUGGUCCAGAUAGCAAAAUAUUGCACCUUCCCCUUGACUCGGAAACAGAAGAUAUCCGUGUGACUCGUGUGAAUAAUCGAUCUGUGCGCGACGUAUGGACAGCUGAUUUUCAAGGUACCCGUCUGGUGCUGGGCACAAACGAUCAGGCUGUUGUCAUCGAUGACGUUGCUGACCGAGCAACUGUCUGUUUUUUGAAAACGGGUAGCGACAUAUUUGCCGUCGCCCAAGAUAAUAAUAUUAUUUAUACAGGAUCCCGCGCUGGUAUCGUCCAACGCUUUGACAGUCGCAUAACUAGCACCAAGGGCGAUCGCAUUUUUAACGACCAAUGGACGAUCCAGAACAAUUCGGUGACGAACCUCAAGAUUAUUUAUGACUGGCAACUUCUCACGAGUAAUAUCGACGGAAGCCUGGCAGUGUUUGACCUUAGAUUCCCUGUCAAUCGGACGCCUAUAAUGUCGUUUACAGGCAAUAUUAAUACAUACACCACAAAGACACCUAUCGCCGUUGAUCCCCAUGAACAAUUUCUCUUCGCGGCUGGCCAGGACCGCCGCAUUCGCCUAGUGGUCUCUCCGUGCAGGAGGCCCGCCGCUUGUUUCGCCUGCCAGCGUGUUUCAGAAGCCGUUUGAAGAUCCAAUCCGGGCGCUCCAGGUUGUUGAGGAAGAAGAGGGCGCUCUUGGCUUGUGGGCCACGUCGGGGUCAGCGAUCUACAAGUAUAACCUAGGUCAAAGGAUGGAAGAAGAGUCUCAGGCGAUGCGGUGCUGAUCACAAAAGCCAGCUUUUUUUUGUUCACAAGUAUGCUCUGCUUUUGUGUGACAUGCAGGCAACG